AACCAUCACCACUUCCGCCCCGUCCAUUGCAUCACCAGCCGCAGUCGUCGCUGCGCGGACUCAAUCGCAAUGAACACAAUGUUCCGCUCAGUCACGCGCCUGGCGCGCCCUGUCCUGGCUUCUCCUCUGGCUCAAUCGCCCAGGACGUUCACGACCCUCGUCCCCCUCCGACCCUCCCUGACCCCCUCCACCGUCCGCCGAACAGUCCUCCCCUCGAGCUUCACCCCCUCGACCGCCGCCUCGGCAGACCUGGUCCCCUCGGGCGCCAUCUCAGCUCACCCUGCCAUGGGCGACAUGCAAAUCCGCUGCGGUCCCCGAAACACCAUGAACGGCGCCACCCGGCUGGUCCAGAAGCGCAGACACGGAUUCCUCUACAGGACGCGAAGCAGGACGGGACGCAAGAUCCUCUGGAGGAGGAAGCUCAAGGGCCGCAAACACAUUGCUCAAUAA
Molecule: messenger RNA, 450 nt
Organism: Fusarium falciforme
Lineage: Eukaryota; Fungi; Ascomycota; Sordariomycetes; Hypocreales; Nectriaceae
Exons: 2
Coding region: 70-450 (126 amino acids)
Biological process (GO): translation
Cellular component (GO): ribosome
Molecular function (GO): structural constituent of ribosome
Source: RefSeq, a predicted model, not a curated record